Molecule: messenger RNA, 4047 nt
Organism: Oikopleura dioica
Lineage: Eukaryota; Metazoa; Chordata; Appendicularia; Copelata; Oikopleuridae
Source: the annotation of a GenBank genome assembly
AUGUAUUCAGGCUUCACCCUCAAAAACGGUGGAUCAUACUCUUCCCAUGAUCUAUUAACCACGACGGAUGCUAUCCAAGUCUGGAAGCAAUACUGCGAAGCGAAUUUCCCUCAAUUUCCUCUUCCCGCUAUGACCACCUGCCCUUCGCCAGACGUUGUCGGCGCCAUUCGACCAGUUUUCCACCAUCGAUUGUGCGAUAGUUUCAAUAACUGUCUCGGAGGCGAGGAUGAAGGAAGCGAGAUUGUGAGAUGCGAAACUGACUUGAAUGAAAAUGGAUGCUGCGCGUCCAUCUAUUCAAGUCUCUUUGGACAGACUUGUGUGUCGAAUGGACUUGUCAACGAUAAGCAGAGCUAUCUCUGCCCGAAUGGUCAUUCACUCAGAUGGAGCACAAGCGGCGGUUGGACAUAUUAUUCCACCGAAACAGGCUUUAGCCGCUACUCAUACUCAGGAAUCUCUUUUGGCGACACAUCAGGAACUUGCGUUCAUUCGGAAGUUCUAGAGGCUACUUUUGUUUGGCAAUUGAACAAUAUGCAGUUGAGCUGCCUUAGGAACGGCGAAAAAACACUGCUGCCGUGCGCAAACAGCACAUGCAAUUUUGAAGUGGCAACCUGCGAGAACAAUGCCGAAGAAACUGGAUUCACGUGUAUUUGUAAAGAUGAAUUUCCGGGCUGCGAUUCUGGAAACCCGAACACAACAACAACAACGACGACUACUACAACAACCGCUUCGACAACUACUCUUGGAAGCGGCUCGAUGACCAACACAGGCAACAUCGACAUCUACACUCACGAUUGGAUCAAUACCCCGACCAUCUAUCCCGACUGUCCAACCAACCAUAACAAUGACAGUAUAGUUGAUCCAUGGGAGACUGUUGAAUCCGAAUGGAUUCCAGCACCUUCAAACGGAUUCAUGAACUUACUGAACACGGCAGCUGCAGAUGGCGUUUGUGGAGCAUCAGGUCUUUCCGGCUGCACACGAGAAGAAAAUUACCCUGGUGCCUUCUUGGCUCGACGAAGAAACCGGAAAAAUAAGCGAAAAAACAAAGGAAAAAUGGAUGACAAAAUUGUGGGAGGAGUCACUGCCGAAGAAAAUCAGUGGCCUUGGAUAGCGAGACUGUCGCUUCGAGACGCGAGCGGCGCUACAUAUUUGUGUGGCGGAACUGUUAUCGACAAUAACUGGGUCUUGAGCGCCGCUCACUGUUGUCAAGGAAUGUCCACAAUCACUGCCACUUUCAGUGAUCUUACUAAAUCUACCAGCGAGACGAAUGAAUUCACCUUAGUUGCGCAUCAUUUCGAAAUCCAUCCAGAAUAUUCUGGAAGCGGAUAUGAUCUGUGUCUUAUUCAUUUCAUGGAAGACAUCGUUUCAGAAGACGUCGAUGGUGACGUCGAGCUCGCAUGCAUUACUGAUGCUCUUCCUGAGCACGGAUCAGCCUGUUGGGUUGCUGGAUGGGGAACAACUUCUUUCGGUGGCAACACUUCAAACAAUCUUUUGCAAGCUGGCGUAAACAUCUUCAGCAAUGAAUACUGUCUUGCGAAUUCUGCCAUCAAUUCACUCGAGCCUGAUGACAUUUGCGCUGGUGUCCCUGACUUAAAUGGGGAUGGACAAACCGAUGGAGGUGUUGAUGCUUGCCAAGGAGACUCAGGAGGUCCUUUGAUCUGCAAUUAUAACGGAAAAGCAACACUCGUUGGAGCAGUCUCUCGAGGAACUGGGUGCGCGUAUCAGAAUUUCCCUGGUUUGUAUUCGUCUAUAAACGGAUCAUACAAUUGGAUUCAAACGAGAAUACAAUCGUUUAUUACAACAACGACCACAACGACAACUACUACAACUACUUCAACAACAACUACAACAACAACCACUACAACAACGACGACGACUCUUGGAACUGGCUCAAUCAUUAAUAACGGGACAAUCAGCCUCUUUACUCAUGACUGGAUCAAUACACCAAUUAUUUACCCUGAUUGCCCAACAAACUACGAUAGCGACAACGUUAUUGAAGAUUGGGAGACUGUUGAGAGUGAAUGGAUUCCAGCUCCAAAGGAUGGCGUGGUCAAUUUACUUAACACUGUGUUCUACUACAACUACAACUUCUACAACAACGACAACCACGACAACAACUACCACUACCGAAACAACGACGACAACGAAAACAACAACAUCUACAACUUCCACCACAACCACAUCAACGACUACCACCUCGACGACUACAACAACCACAUCAACGACUACAACAUCAACGACUACCACUUCAACGACUACAACAACCACAUCAACGACUACAACAACUACAUCAACGACUACCACAUCAACGACUACCACUUCAAUGACUACAACAACCACAUCAACGACUACCACAUCAACGACUACAACAACUACAUCAACGACUACCACAACUACAUCAACAACAACCACAUCAACGACUACAACAUCAACGACUACCACUUCAACGACUACAACAACCACAUCAACGACUACAACAACUACAUCAACGACUACCACAUCAACGACUACCACUUCAACGACUACAACAACCACAUCAACGACUACAACAACUACAUCAACGACUACCACAUCAACGACUACCACUUCAAUGACUACAACAACCACAUCAACGACUACCACAUCAACGACUACAACAACUACAUCAACGACUACCACAACUACAUCAACGACUACCACAUCAACGACUACAACAACUACAUCAACGACUACCACAACUACAUCAACGACUACCACAUCAACGACUACAACAACUACAUCAACGACUACCACAACUACAUCAACGACUACCACAACUACAUCAACGACUACCACAUCAACGACUACAACAACUACAUCAACGACUACCACAACUACAUCAACGACUACCACAUCAACGACUACAACAACCACAUCAACGACUACAACAACUACAUCAACGACUACCACAUCAACGACUACAACAACUACAUCAACGACUACCACAUCAACGACUACAACAACCACAUCAACGACUACAACAACUACAUCAACGACUACCACAUCAACGACUACAACAACUACAUCCACGACUACCACAUCAACGACUACCACUUCGACGACUACAACAACCACAUCAACGACUACCACAUCAACGACAACAACAACUACAUCAACGACUACCACAUCAACGACUACCACUUCAACGACUACGACGAACACAUCAACGACUGCCACUUCGACGACUACAACAACCACAUCAACGACUACAACAUCAACGACUACCACAUCAACGACUACAACAACCACAUCAACGACUACAACAUCAACGACUACAACAACUACAUCAACGACUACCACAACUACAUCAACGACAACCACAUCAACGACUACAACAUCAACGACUACAACAACUACAUCAACGACUACCACAUCAACGACUACCACUUCAACGACUACAACAACCACAACAAGAACUACAACGACGACCACAACAACAACGACAACUACCACUACAACUACUACCACAACCACGAUCAGUUCGACUCCUGCUCCUUGUCUCUUGUCCGACAUUUUUGGCAAGGUCGAUCUGGCUCGUCUAUCAUCCUCGACAGCUCCGACGCUCUUCUGAUUUCUAGUAAAUUCAAAAGCCAACUUCAGGGUAAAUCCCCCGAUACACGAUCCGCACAAUACGUUGGCUUCCUCGCUUUCCAAAGAUCCGCUUGCGGAGAUGACUUUAUGUUCAAACUCGUUAAUGGUGACCUGAGCAUCACUAUCGUCGAUUUCGAACCCGUCUAUGAGAUCCUCAGUUAUGGCACUAAAUCUGACGGUAGUGCCGCUGGAUUUUCUUUCCAUCUUACCGAAGUCACUGAGACAAACUAUCCUUUCACCGUGAACAAGCGUGGAGACAUCCGAAAGAAUAUGAAAUACGAUCAAGUAAACGUCCUGUUUAACAAUCUGACUGGUAUUGCCUGGGCGACCAACCGCGAAGACUGCCUUUUGACCGCUGUCAAAGCUACUGCAGAAACAUGGGACAACCAAUUCGACCAAAACUCGAUGCAAUGCGUCCUCGAUGCGAAAACAUUCAUUUAA